UCAUGGGCCUCGCGCUAAGCUAGCCUGCCAUGAGGAACCUGACAUGGAUAAGUGUUACUAGCCUACGACUAUGUAGACUGAAGAGGUGCGAACAUCCAGAUUGGAAUCAAUCUGUAAAGAUCUCUCCCCAAUCUUUCAUCCCCUAGAUGCGUUGAUCAAGACGCUUCAACCCGCGACCGCGCGAGGCGCCCGAGUCCAACGAACAAACAAAACAAUUCGAUCCAAUACGCCGACCACCACCACCGACCGCCCGUCAUGUCGAUACGUAGUUCAAGGAGGUUGCUCAUCACGACCAUCGUCGUGACGACGAUAUUCCUGCUCUUGGGGCUACACCACCGCGAGAGACUAAUCGGGCCCCUAAACCGCGACGAAAUAUCCCAGGCAGAUGUCGAGCAGCCAGAGCGCCAACAGUCCGAUCACGAAAAUGCAUCGUCGAACCCCACCACCGUCGUUGUCCUCGAGCCCAGCAAACCCAGCAGUAGCGAGGGAGACAGCUCAGCAAAGAGCGGCGGCGGCGAAAUGGCGCCCUCAAAAUCAGACCACCACCUCGAACUCGUCGUCGCGAGCGUGAAAGCCGAAGACACGACCUGGUUCCACACGUACCUACCCUCAUGGCACAAAAACAUCUACGUCGCCGACGACCCGCUCGCGCCGCUCACGGUGCCGCGCAACAAAGGGCGCGAGGCAAUGGUGUACCUGACGUACAUCAUCGACCGGUACGACACGCUGCCGCACGCGACGCUCUUCGUGCACGCGAGCCGGUUCGCGUGGCACAACGACGACCCGGACUACGACGCGCUGCCCACGCUGCAGAACUUCCGGCUCCCGUAUCUCCGGGAGCAAGGGUACGUCAACCUGCGGUGCGUGUGGACGAUCGGGUGUCCGGCGGAGAUACGGCCUGCCGUCGACGGCGAGGAGAGGGACAACGCGGAGAAGAUCCAGGCGAAACACAUCUAUAAGCAAGCGUUCGAGGAAUUGCUCCCCGGCACAGAUGUCCCGGAGGUGGUGGCCGUGAGCUGCUGCUCGCAGUUUGGCGUCACGAGGGAUACGAUUCGGUCGAGGACGAGGGAGGAGUAUGUGCGGUGGAGGGAGUGGUUGUUGAAUACCGAGUUAGAUGAUGCGUUGAACGGGAGGGUGUUUGAGUUUGCCUGGCAUAUCAUCUUCGGCAAAGAAGCCGUGCAUUGCCCCUCGGCAGCCGACUGCUACUGCAACGUCUUCGGCCUCUGCGAUAUUUCCUCCUGCAAGGACAGUGGCUGCGAAGGACGAUACGUCCUCCCGCCUUAUUCGACGCUGCCGAACGGCUGGCCUCUUGUCGGCUGGGAGCAGGAAGAGCGGAAUUUCACCGGUCCGCUGUAGUUUCCUUGUUUAGCCCCCUUUUCCCCCAUCUUGUAUUAUACCAGGAUAGUGACAUUUGGAAAAAUUCGGUUGGGAUUAGACUGGCUAGUGCUUGUCACAAGCGAGGUGCGUGGUGUGUACGAUAAGAUUGUCAUUUCUACAUGGUUAUUUGGGCACUGGUAAGUAAAACAGGCUGGAAUCUACGGCUGUUUUAAGGACAGGAUCGUUCUGACACGGAAAAAUAGGAUAAAAGCAUGCAUGCAUACUAGGCGUUCAGGAAAUAGCUUUGGAAGCGAGACUAGAAUUGGGGAAUCACUUGAUCACCAUCCAUCCACAUGUAUUGGAAAGGGAAAAUAGACACAGCACUUGUACACCAGAUUAAUAUUGUAAUGGGUCUCACUUCAAUUGUAUUCUUUUCGGAACAGUUGUAUCUCGGAUCAUGUUAUAUUCAUUCAUCCUGAGUUCGAGCUAUUCCUCCAGAAUAAUCUGAACAAAAUAGAAUGCGAUGCUUGAUUGAAGGCGGCAUGAGUUCUAGCUCACUCACAAAGCCAUGCCAAACCCAUUGCUCACAACAGGUAACAUUCUCACAUUCUCACAUACUGACUUACAACAUUAACAACAUCCAACAUACAUGCAGAAUGGUCUACAUGAUAUUUCCGCACAAACCUAUAUAGACAUCAUCCAUACAAAAUAAAUACCAAACAUUCAACACGCCAUCGUCCCCAAUCCCGCCCUAACCC
Molecule: messenger RNA, 2075 nt
Organism: Xylaria bambusicola
Lineage: Eukaryota; Fungi; Ascomycota; Sordariomycetes; Xylariales; Xylariaceae
Exons: 2
Coding region: 256-1356 (366 amino acids)
Source: RefSeq, a predicted model, not a curated record